Messenger RNA from Adineta ricciae, 1122 nucleotides. Lineage: Eukaryota; Metazoa; Rotifera; Eurotatoria; Adinetida; Adinetidae. The record is from the annotation of a GenBank genome assembly.
AUGACUAGUACGUCAAAAAUUGACUCAGCUCAAGCGGAAACAAACUCGCCAUCAACAAAUUUCUUGGCUCGAUCGAAAAAAUUACUACCACCACCGUUAUGUUUACCGGCGACAUCAACAAUGACAGAAGAAGAAAAACUUCUAAAUUCAACUCAACAGCGCGAACGAAAAAAAUCAUCAAAUAAUUGUUGUCUAUCAUCAACAUCAUCUGACGACUGUCCGCAUCAACCGGUAACAUAUGUUCUUCCUGUUAGUCGACGUCCAGAAAUAUUAAAAACUUUAAUUACAUCGUCAUCAACGUUGUUAGCACCGCCACCAUCGGAAACCAAACACAAAAAGUCGUAUAAUGCCGCUUAUGCGAAUCAAAUCAGUUUACUCAAACAACGUCAACCAACAACAAAACCGACGAUAAAUGAUAGCGAAUGGAUUGACCUUGUGCGUUUGAUUAUACACAGGCCUUUGGAAGAUGAAUUGAAAUCAUUACUUGAUAGAUAUAAAACGACUUAUUUCGAUCAAGUAAACGCACCGAAUGUCUCGGAUGACACGAUUCGCUCAAGUUUAUGUGCCAUUGUAACAGAGGCAUUGGGAACAUACUCAUCUUGUUCAACACUACCAGCAACAGAGCCACUCUCACCAACAGUUGAUCUAACUACAAAUGUUUCUUCUCCUUCGAUGAUAACAGCCACUGUAAACAACGGCAGUACAAAACGAAAGAGAAAACGUAUAUGUCCAAGAACAUCGAUAUCAUUACCUAUAUCUAUCAACAAUCAAACGAAAUUUGUCAUCAGUCAUAUCAUUCCCGGUAAAUACGAAAAUACGAAUGGCAAUAAAAGUAACAAUCAUCAACAAUACAAGCAAUUUCAGAAGAAAUACGCACACCUGUUCAAAUACAUCCCUGAUAAAGAAGAACAAGCGUAUCUUUUACGUGCAGAAUAUUUGAAGCCAACAUCAACACGUUCGCCAACGAAUCAGAAUAUUUGCUUAAUGUUAUACGAUGAAGUUUUCAAUUAUAUAGAUGAUUAUGAUCUGGAAUUAAGUGGGAUAUCAUUGGAUGAAGUGUUUACAUUACCUGAAUCAUUUCUUGUACAUAUCAAUUCAAUGUCUCAACAAUCUGCAGAAUAG